Balaenoptera ricei (Rice's whale) is the source of this 8246-nucleotide messenger RNA. RefSeq names its product mannosidase alpha class 2B member 1 (gene MAN2B1). The record is from RefSeq and is a predicted model, not a curated record. Gene Ontology annotation, biological process: mannose metabolic process. The transcript is spliced from 23 exons. Lineage: Eukaryota; Metazoa; Chordata; Mammalia; Artiodactyla; Balaenopteridae. Gene Ontology annotation, molecular function: alpha-mannosidase activity; carbohydrate binding. Gene Ontology annotation, cellular component: lysosome. Bases 32 to 3187 code for a protein of 1051 amino acids.
AGGUGGCGGCGGCGGCGGCGGCGUUAGAGCCAUGGGCGCUGACGCGCGGUCUUCGGGGGUCUGCGCUGGCGGCGGCCGGGGCGCGGCGGGGCCCCGGACGAGCUCCUGGGCGCUGUGGCCAUCGAUCCAGCUUCUCUCCUUUCUCUUUUUGUUGUUGCUGGCGACGCCCAGCGCUUGGGCCGCGGGAUACCAGACAUGCCCCAAGGUGGAGCCGGACAUGCUGAACGUGCACCUGGUGGCCCACACACAUGAUGAUGUGGGCUGGCUCAAGACGGUGGACCAGUACUUCUACGGCAUCCAGAAUGAUGUCCAGCACGCGGGCGUGCAGUACAUCCUAGACUCGGUCAUCUCUUCCCUGCUGGCGGAGCCCACCCGCCGCUUCAUCUAUGUGGAAAUCACUUUCUUUUCUCGUUGGUGGCGACAGCAGACAAAUGCAACGCAGGAAAUCGUGCGGGACCUGGUGCGCCAGGGACGCCUAGAGUUUGCCAAUGGUGGCUGGGUGAUGAACGAUGAGGCGGCCACCCACUACGGAGCCAUCAUCGACCAGAUGACACUCGGGCUGCGCUUCCUGGAGGACACGUUUGGCAGCGACGGGCGCCCCCGUGUGGCCUGGCACAUCGACCCCUUCGGCCACUCUAGGGAGCAGGCCUCGCUGUUCGCGCAGAUGGGUUUUGACGGCUUCUUCUUCGGACGCCUGGAUUAUCAAGACAAGAGCGCGAGGAAGGAGAAGAUGGAAAUGGAGCAGGUGUGGCGGGCCAGCGCCAGCCUGAAGCCCCCCACCGCGGACCUCUUCAUCAGUGUGCUCCCCAACAUUUACAACCCACCGGAUGGUCUGUGCUGGGACACGCUGUGUGCCGACAGGCCCUUUGUGGAGGACCCACUCAGCCCUGAGUACAACGCCAAGGACCUGGUCCAUUACUUCCUGAAGUUGGCCACUGCCCAGGGCCAGCAAUACCGCACCAACCACACUGUGAUGACCAUGGGCUCAGACUUCCAAUAUGAGAAUGCCAACAUGUGGUUCAAGAACCUUGACAAGCUCAUCCAGCUGGUCAACGCCCAGCAACAGGCCAAUGGGAGCCGCGUCAAUGUUCUCUACUCCACUCCGGCCUGUUAUCUCUGGCAGCUGAACAAGGCCAACCUCACCUGGUCGCUGAAAGAGGAUGACUUCUUCCCCUACGCCGACGGCCCCCACAUGUUCUGGACCGGUUACUUUUCCAGCCGGCCUGCCCUCAAACGCUAUGAGCGCCUAAGCUACAACUUCCUGCAGGUGUGCAACCAGCUGGAGGCGCUGGUGGGUCCGGCAGCCAACGUGGGACCCUAUGGUUCCGGAGACAGUGCACCCCUCAAUGAGGCGAUGGCCGUGCUCCAGCACCACGAUGCGGUCAGCGGCACCUCCCGCCAGCACGUGGCCAAUGACUACGCUCGCCAACUUGCAGAAGGCUGGGGGCCCUGCGAGGUUCUCCUGAGCAAUGCGCUGGCGCGGCUCAGUGGCUCCAAGGAGGACUUCAUGUUCUGUCGCAAGCUCAACAUCAGCGUUUGUCCGCUCACCCAGACCUCGGAGAGCUUCCAGGUGACCAUUUAUAACCCCUUGGGGCGGAAAGUGGAUUGGAUGGUGCGGCUGCCUGUCAGCAAACACGUUUUCCUCGUGAAGGACCCCAGUGGCACAGUUGUGCCCAGUGAUGUGGUGAUGAUUCCCAGCUCAGACAGUCAGGAUCUGCUUUUCUCAGCCUCAGUGCCUGCCUUGGGCUUCAGCAUCUACUCAGUAACCCAGGUGCCUGGCCAAAGCCCCCAGGCCCACAGCCACCAUCCCAGAUCCCAGAAGCCCUGGUCUCGUGUCUUGGUCAUCCAGAAUGAGUACAUCCGGGCUAGGUUUGACCCUGACUCAGGGCUCUUGAUGGAGUUGGAGAACCUAGACCAGAACCUCCGGCUGCCUGUUCGCCAAGCCUUCUACUGGUACAACGCCAGUACAGGCAACAGUCUAAGCUCCCAGGUCUCAGGUGCCUACAUCUUCAGACCCAACCGACAGGAACCACUGCUUGUGAGCCACUGGGCUCAAACCCACCUUGUGAAGACAGCCUUGGUGCAGGAAGUGCACCAGAACUUCUCAGCCUGGUGUUCCCAGGUGGUUCGCCUGUACCCGGGACAGCGGCACCUGGAGCUGGAGUGGACGGUGGGGCCAAUACCUGUGGGUGAUGGCUGGGGGAAGGAGGUCAUCAGUCGCUUUGACACUGUGCUGGAGACAGACGGACUCUUCUACACUGACAGCAAUGGCCGGGAGAUCCUGGAGAGGAGGCGGGAUUAUCGACUCACCUGGAAGCUGAACCAGACUGAGCCAGUGGCAGGAAACUACUAUCCAGUUAACAGUCGCAUUUACAUCACGGAUGGGAACGUGCAGCUGACUGUGUUGACUGACCGCUCCCAGGGGGGCAGCAGCCUGAGUGACGGCUCCUUAGAGCUCAUGGUGCACAGAAGGCUGCUGAGAGACGAUGCCCGCGGAGUAGGGGAGCCGUUGCUGGAGGAGGGGUCGGGGCUUUGGGUGCGAGGGCGCCACCUCGUGCUGCUGGACAAGGCCCGGACCGCGGCCGCCGGGCACCGGUUGCAGGCGGAGAAGGAGGUCCUGGCCCCGCAGGUGGUGCUGGCCCGAGGUGGCGGCGCCCCCUACCGCCUCGAGGUCGCCCCUCGCACGCAGUUUUCGGGGUUGCGUCGAGAGCUGCCGCCUUCCGUGCAUCUACUAACACUGGCCCGCUGGGGCCCGGAGACGCUGCUGCUGCGCUUAGAGCACCAGUUCGCCGUAGGGGAGGACUCGGGCCGCAACCUGAGCUCUCCGGUGACCUUGGACUUGACGGCCCCACACCCCAUCCUUCUCCUUCCCGGCUGGUCUCCACCACCAUCACGCUACAGCCCAUGGAAAUCCGCACCUUCUUGGCCUCAGUCCAAUGGGAAGAGGACGGCUAGACCCGGUGGAGGCAAGAUUACCCCAGAGCCUGAGCCCACUCCUCCAGGGGUGGGGCAAACUCUCCCCCUUCUCCUCUUGCUGCUGCUGCUACCACCAAGGAAAGCCAUUAAAAUGCCACUACCAAGAAUAGACUCAGGUCCAGGUGUAACUGAGUGUGGGUUUUUUUUUUUUUUUUUGAAGGCAGUGGAAUUUAUGACCCAGAAAGGUCAGCAAACCCUAACUGACCCUUGACCCGAGGCCUUGCAGGAAGACCACUUGCUGAUUUGAAUCGUCUCACCAGAGUCUACACGGUUCACACCCCACCUCACCUACCACUCUGUCCUCCACUCCUGCUUCACUCCUCCGUCCACUAGGGCUGUGACAUAGCUGGGUUUUUUUUGUUCUGUUUUGUUUUUUGCCAUGCCCUGCGGCUUGUGAGAUCUUAGUUCCCAGACCAGGGAUUGAACCCGGGGCCACGGUAGUGAAAGCGCCAAGUUCUAACCACUGGACCGCCAGGGAAGUCCCUGACACAGCUGUUUUGAGAAGCCACUAAGGGCAGGCUUGUGCUGGCUUGUCCUGGGCCCUGAAAGCCAGACAUACCCCGGGGCCUCCCAGACUCUACCUUGAGGCCCUGAAGGUGGGGAAUCUGGGAGGUCUUGGGGUGGAGGAAGACUUAGAGGCAGGCCCCAAAGUGGGGCCUUGGACAGGUGGGCUGGAGCUUUGGGCCUCCCAGGAGACAGGUAGAGAGCCUGGCAUACCCUGGUUCUGGUGUGUUGUGGAGUCUGUUACAGAGAGAGGAGACCUUGGGAUGAAACCUGAGGUUUAGAGUUGAAAGGAAGUGACUUGCCCUCCAGUCGAUACAGUCUUGUGUGGUUCCCUUGAAGGUGUCUGGAGGCUGAGAGGGCAUGUCAAGCCCACCUGUAGCCCAUGUAGAGAACAGUGUUUGGAUGCUCGGGCCCCUGAUUCUCAGAUGUGCCUCCAGAAAAUAUUUCUUCAUCCCCCUUGGUGGGGGAACAGGCCUCUCAUUGUCCGGUCAUCCAUGUGCCUUCUGAAAAUGUAUCCAAAUCCAGGGCAUUAUCCAAGGAGACCCAUGGAGGUUGCCCUGGGUCCUCCCUCAGUUGUGCAUGGAGCCCAAUCACUGAUGCAUCCUGUAAACCUCUCUAAGGUGUCCUUGGUAGUGGGCACAGGCACAGCCUAGCCAGAAAGACUCAGGGUGGGUGCCUGAGCCAGCCUGUGGUUCUGCACAGGUCCUGGUAUCGGACCCAUGGCACGUGGUGGUGCCUCCUGAAAACCCACCCACAUCUCCAUUCAAAGAGGCAAUGACCUGGGCUGGACCUACUGGCCCAUUGUGUGUGCCACGGGCUCAGGUGCUAUCACUCUUUGGUCAUGGUCAUUGAGAGCCCCUCCUGAAAAGUUUAUGUGACCUUUUGUGGAGGGGAGGACUGAUCUGGGCCAGACAUGGAGGCCUGAGGGCAUGGCAACCCACUUACUAUCCAGUGUGGGUCCCUGUUAGCAGAAACAUGCCCCUAAUACAUUUCUUAAGUCCUGAUCCAGUGUGGACAGGCUCCAGGAUAGUCAGGGAGUUCUGUGUGGGGACCUCAGCAUGCCAGUGGUCUUGUGUGGCAUGACUAAAAACAUUUCUAGUCCCCUCUGGUGGUAUAGACAGGACUGGAUGGACCAGUGUGUCCUGAGGAGUGUGACCGUGACCUGGCUGUCAUCCUGUUGUGCCCUGAUCAUUGCAUUCUUCCGUCCUGAGCAGAGGCACAGGCCUAGGCUGGCAGAGAGGCUGGGUCAGGGCACACAGGCCCAUGGUAGUCCUGCUUGGGUGCCAACUUUUAAGAUCGCCUUCUGAAAAGAUCUCUACGUCCUCCUCACUAGGCUAGGGCCAACCCAGGCUGAGUAGGAAUGCCCAUGGCCUGUCUGGGGCCUGGAUUGAGGAUGUGCCUGGGCCAACCAGGGAGGGUGCCCCAGGUCCACCCAAUGACCCACUUAAGGCCUGGUCACUGGAGACAAUCCCCAAAAACAUAAGUCCCCUUUAGAAUACUGGGCCAGCUGUGCCAGCCAUGGAGGCCGAGGGGAGCGGCUAGAGGCCUGCUAUAUGGUCCUGAUUAAGGGUCCCAUUUUCAGAGGUUCCCCCUUUGUUGGUGGGAACUAGUCGGAACCAGGAAGUCAGCCAAAGGGGCAGGUACCCAGACAUGACUGUGGUCAUGUGUUGGCAUUGUGCCUCUCAAGAGUUUCCAAGUCCCCCUCUGGAUGAGGGCCACUGGCCUGGGCUUAGAGGGCUCCCCACUUCUACCUGCAGACACCUGUGUGGUCCAGUUGAUGGAUGUGCUCCUCCCCCGCUUCAUUUUUCUAAAUGUGUCUUUGGAGGAGACAACUGGUCCUAGCCAUCCAGGGAGGCUCCAGGGAGGAUGUAGUCUAGCCAUAGUCACAGGUGGGCCCUCUUCAUCACAUAUGCUUCUGGAAAAUGUUUCCAACUCCUCCUCUGCAGAGAGGCAGCGACCAGGAGGGCUAAGGACCACCUCCGAGGUUGUCCAGGGCUUGGGGGAAGUCCCACGUGGGGAUGGGUCACCAGAUGUGCUUCCCCCAAAUAUUUUUAAGCCCUCUUGGGAGGGGGAGACUGAACUGAGAUGGCCCUGGAGGCUCGUGGAGAAGGCUGAGUCACAGCCCCCAGCCCCGUGACAGUCCCCAGUCCUGCCACAGUCCCACGUGGGGCCGGGUCAUUGGGGGUGCCUCCUAAAAAAUGACUAAGUCCCCCUUUGGAGGCUGAGAUCAGCCCCGGUCGUCCAGGGAGUUCCGUGGAUGGUGUCCCGGGCCCACCAGGCCAGUCCCGGAUGCUGAGCCUAGGUACACUUUUCGAGUGAGACCCAGGAGUGGUGGUGUCCAGGGGUCCAGGUCCGUCUCCAGGUCGCGCUGGUUGUCGGGCGCCACCUGGUGGCCUUUUUAAAAAUAUAGUCCCGGGAGCUCCACUGAAGUGGGAUCCGACUGCCGAGCCCAAGGGCGAGUUCCAUAAGGCCGGCAGCGCUGUCUUCUGGGAUGCGACACUCUCUGCCUCCGAACACGGGCUCCUCUGAGGUUGUCUCUGCUGUAUAAAGGAGAGGGGCAUCUGGGAACUGCAUGGACAGGGUGACUGGCGCACGGAAGUCCCCUCCACCAGCGAGGACUGACUUGAGGCGUUGCAGGUGACCGGGGUAGGGCGCCCAGGACUCGGCUGCAUUCCCACCUGGUGCCCGCUUGUCUGGAGUGCCUCCUGAGGAUUUUUCUAGGUCCCCCUCUUGGGGCCAGGAUCGCGCGGUGCACUGUUGCAUGAUGUGCGUCCAGAAAAUUUUCCCUUCUGAAGAGGGGACAGGGAGGCCGAGAGAGGGCACCCAAUGUCCAACUGCAGUUACACUGGGGCCUGUUCUUGGACACUCCCCCCGCCCCCGAACCUUUGCAAGCCUCCCUCCAGUGGCAGGGACCAUCCCAGGCCAACCAGUGGGGUGCAGAGGUAGGUACCAUGGACAGGGUCCUCAGGAGAUGCUUGGUCAUCUGAAGUAGCUGCUGGAAUGGUUCCAGUUCUGCCUGGGGUGAGGGUGUGGCACUGGCCCUGGCAGGUGAAGGAGGUUCCAGUUAGAUGCCCUGGGGGCUUCAUUCCCAUGUGUGCCUUCCAAAAAAUGUCUUUUUUUUUUUCUUUUUUAUUGGGGUAUAGUUGCUUUACAAUGUUGUGUUAGUUUCUGCUGUAUAACGAAGUGAGUCAGCUAUAUGUCUACAUAUAUCCCCUCUUUUUUGGACUUCCUUCCCAUUUAGGUCACUACAGAGCAUUAAGUAGAGUCCCCUGUGCUAUACAGCAGGUUCUCAUUAGUUAUCUAUUUUAUACAUUAGUGUAUAUAUGUCAAUCCCAAUCUCCAAAAAGUUUCUGUCUUCCUCAGAUGGCUGAAUCCUUAGUGGGCUGCAAGGGAGGCCUGAGGAGGUUGCUCUUGGAGUCAGCUGUCCUCAGCGGGACCCAGUCACCACCUGUACCUCCUGAAAAUGUUUCCUGAGGGGAGGAAGGGCCCCAGGUCAGGUCCCUAUGCCAGGAGAACUACAGUCACAUGUGGGUCCUGUUCGCUGAAUCCACCACCUGAAACAUUUUCUAAGUCUCUCUGUAGUAACCAGUCAGCCAGCCAGAGAGGCCCUCCAGCUGCUGUGGGAGGAUGCCCGGGUCCUGUCCACAGCCCAGAUCAGGCCUGGUACUUGGAGGUGUCCCCCAAAACAUUUCUAAGUUCCCUCACCCAGGCUGUGACCAGCCCUGGCUGGACCUGGAGGCUGGAGAGAGCAUCCCUGUCUUGGUCGUGGGCUCACAUAGCCCCAGUUGUCAUAUUCAUCCCUUGAAAAUGUUUCCAAGUUCCCCUCCAGAAGGGGUCACCAGUGUGGGCUGGUGAGGGACACCUGAAGAGCAUGCCUGGGCCUGGGUGUAGUCACAUAUGGGGCCUUGACAAACACGCCUUACCAAAUUUUUAUUUUAUUUUAUUAAUUUUCAUUGGAGUAUAGUUGAUUUACAAUGCUGUGUUAGUUUCAGGUGUUCAGGCUUCUCACUGCGGUGGCUUCUUGUUGCAGAGCACGAGCUCUAGGUGCAUGGGCUUCAGUAGUUGUGGCAUGCAGCCUCAGUAGUUGUGGCUCACGGGCUUAGUUGUUCCACAGCAUGUGGGAUCUUCCCAGACCAGGGACGGAACCCAUGUCCCCUGCAUUGGCAGGCGGAUUCUUAACCACUGUGCCACCAGUCCCUGGUUUGCUAAUUUUUUUGAGGAUUUUUUUUUUUUUUUUUUUUAAUUUUUAAUUUUUAUUUUAUUUAUUUAUGGCUAUGUUGGGUCUUCAUUUCUGUGCGAGGGCUUUCUCGAGUUGUGGCAAGCGGGGGCCACCCUUCAUCACGGUGCGCGGGCCUCUCACUAUCGCGGCCUCUCUUGUUGCGGAGCACAGGCUCCAGACGCGCAGGCUCAGUAAUUGUGGCUCACGGGCCUAGUUGCUCCGCGGCAUGUGGGAUCUUCCCAGACCAGGGCUCGAACCCGUGUCCCCUGCAUUGGCAGGCAGAUUCUCAACCACUGCGCCACCAGGGAAGCCCCUUGAGGAUUUUUGAAUCAAUAUUCAUCAGAGAUCUUGGUCUGUAGUUUUCUUUUCUUGUGGUGUCUUUAUCUGACUUUGGAAUCUGGGCAAUGCUGGCCUCAGUGAAUAAGUUAGGAAGUAUUCUCUCCUCUUAAAUUUUUCUUUGAAGAAUUUGAGAAGUAUUGGUGUUAAUUCUUCUUUAAAUGUUUGCUAAAAUUUACCAGUCACACCAUCUGGUCCUGGUCUUUUCUAU